This is a messenger RNA of Bemisia tabaci, 1144 nucleotides long. RefSeq names its product NADH:ubiquinone oxidoreductase core subunit S3 (gene ND-30). NCBI's taxonomy places the organism in Eukaryota, Metazoa, Arthropoda, Insecta, Hemiptera, Aleyrodidae. Gene Ontology annotation, cellular component: respiratory chain complex I. The record is from RefSeq and is a predicted model, not a curated record. Gene Ontology annotation, molecular function: NADH dehydrogenase (ubiquinone) activity.
CUCAAACUAUCGACCUGCGAAAUCCUGUGACCGAAAAUGGAUCGUAACUAAAUUUCUGUCUCUAAUUUUGAUUAAUUUUUAUUUAUUUCUAAAACUGUAAGUACUCUUUGUUGGAGACAAUCCACCAUGGCGUAUUCUUUGAUGAGACAAAUGGCCAGAAACUUCAAGCAGCUUCCCAACUGUGCUAGAGCUCUUGAGAAGAAUUGUUCUAAACCUCUGGUGAAUGCAUUUAAUGUACGGUUUGAAACUACAACAGUUGCAUCAGGAGUCCCUGAAAACAAGACACCAACAAUACGCAAGGUGAAUACAGAGGUCCGUGAACAACUGGCUGGAUUUGGAAAGUAUGUUGCAGAAUGUCUUCCUAAGUACGUUCAGAAAGUGCAAUUGGCAGCAGGAGAUGAGUUAGAAGUACUAAUUGCACCGGAAGGUGUGAUCCCUGUCCUACAAUUUUUGAAGGAUCAUCACACCGCCCAGUUCGUCAAUUUAGUUGACAUUGCUGGAAUGGAUGUGCCAAGCAGGCUUUUCAGAUUUGAGGUCAUUUACAACCUUCUCUCUUUGAGGUACAACUCCAGGAUCCGAGUCAAAACUUACACAGACGAACUGACUCCAAUUGAGUCAGCCAACAGUGUUUUCAAGGCAGCAAACUGGUACGAACGAGAAAUCUGGGAUAUGUAUGGUGUAUAUUUUGUUAAUCACCCUGAUCUGCGCCGUAUUCUGACUGACUACGGGUUUGAAGGACAUCCUUUCCGAAAAGACUUUCCUCUGACUGGAUAUGUCGAAGUAAGAUAUGAUGAUGAGAAAAAGCGUGUUGUAGUUGAGCCAUUGGAGUUGGCGCAGGAAUUCAGAAAAUUCGAGCUGGAGGCCCCUUGGGAGCAGUUCCCUAACUUCCGUACCGACAAAUAUCCUGUUGUUGAAGAAGUUCCAAUUGACAAAAAAAGUUAAGUUUUUUUCCUCUUUUUUUUUACAGCCACUAGUCUUUUCUAAGCAGGACUAUUGGGUUCUGUAAUUAUAUUCUUGGUUCGCUACAGGCUUGUAUCAGACAGCUCACAUAAAUUAGUUCACCCAAAUUUAAAAUAAGGUAUGGCACCAAGCCCUUCUUUGUACAUUUAUUUGUUAAUAAAUUUCAUUGUUAAUUUAAAUUUGA